UUACUACAUUUAAUGUAAGAAAAACUUUUUGGUCUUACAGGAACAAAUAAACUAAUAAAGGUUCCACUUUUACCGUCCAUGCUCUCCGCGCUGAGUAGCUAGCUUUUCCAAUCGAAGCUCCAAGGAAGAAGAAGAAAAAAAACGUACGAACUCAAAAAGGAGCUCACUUUUUCUCUUCUUGUCCUUUUACCUUUGCAACGGUCCAACGGACGCCUCAAUGUUUUCCCCGCAGCCGUCUCAGGGAACGGCGGCGAAACUUCUGGCGACAACUCAUCCUAGACACAACCCAACGCACCAGUUAUCGACGCCGGUGUUGGUUGCAACAGCCCUUGCUGCCACCAUCGCCGCCGCCGCCGCGGCUACUCUUGCUGUGAUACUUUACCGGCGAUUAUCCCGUGGUCGCGCCGUAGCCACCGUGCCUUCCGAUCUGAGGCCACCUUCCAGCCUUCUACGCCGCUUCUCUUUCUCCCUGCUUCGCCGUGCCACGUCCUCCUUUUCCCCUUCCCACAAGCUUGGCCAAGGUGGCUUCGGCCCUGUAUACAGCGGCACACUCCCCUCCGGCCAACACGUCGCCGUCAAACUCAUGGACUCCGAGUUCCUCCAAGGGGAGCGUGAGUUCCAGAACGAGCUCGCUCUCGCUGCCAAGAUCCUCACCAUGGGAUCCUCCCCAGAUCGCGGCUGGGUCGUCGUGCCUUUCGGAUUUUGUAGCUAUGAGAAGAGAUGCGGUUGGUGGGGUAAGCGGCGGAAAGCGGUGGACUUAGAGGCUAUGGAUGACGGUGGCGAGUCAUUGCCGUUGCGGAGGUUAUUACUUGUCUACGAGCUUAUGCACAACGGUAGUUUGCAAGAUGCGCUGCUUGAUCGGCGGUGUCUGGAGCUCAUGGACUGGCGGCGGCGGUUCUCCGUUGUUGUCGACAUCGCCCGCGGGCUUCAUUUCCUGCACGUGAUCUGUGAUCCACCGGUUAUCCAUGGAGACAUCAAGCCGAGCAACAUCCUCCUCGAUUCACGCCUCUCGGCCAAAAUUGCCGACUUCGGUCUUGCCCGCAUCAACUCGCCGGCCCCCGACGGCGAUCAAAAUCUGAGCGAGGAGGAAGCCCAAGGAGGCGAGAUCGAACAGAAAUCUUCGCAAAAAAUUUGGGCGAAAGAUGAGAACUGGCAGCCAGAUAUUAAUGUCGGUGGAGGCGACGAUGAUGCGUCGGCGAUGGGAGAAACCGCCGAAAGCACGACGACCAUAGGCUUAGAUGAGAGAUGUCAGGAGGAAAACGAUACUUUUGCUACUAGGGUUUCAGAGGCAGAGCUCAUAGCUUCGCCGACGGAGACCUUGAUGCCCCUCGACGUGGUCUCCAACUCGGAAGUUGGGGGUUUUGAUAGGGCAAGCGUGGACAGCGGGAUUGAAACGGUGGUCUCCACCAGCAGAAGGAGCGGCCGCCGGAAGGCCGUCCCCACUGCAGGCACUGGUAAUGGUGUAGGGAAAGAUUGGUGGUGGCGGCAGGACGGCGGCGCAGGGAAUCCCGAACCCGGGGGCAGCGUCAAGGAUUACGUGAUGGAGUGGAUCCGCUCGGAAAUUAAAAAGGAACGGCCAAAAAGCGAAUGGAUUACUGCAUCCACAUCUGCCGUCUCCGCUGAGGAUUGCCUGCCUCGCGUAAAUGGAAGAACGGACAGGAAGAAGCAGCAAAGAAAACUGGAAUGGUGGGCUUCAUUAGACGAGGAGAGGACGAAGAAGAAAAGCCGGCCGGCACGGGAGUGGUGGCGAGAGGAGUUCUGUGAGGAGCUCACCAACAAAAGUAACCGAAAAACCAUCAUCAAAUCAAAAAGCAACAUCGAAACAGUCGAGCGCCAAUGGUGGCAGAAUGAAGCGGAGCAGCAUCACUCUUCGCAAGGGAGGACGAAAAGAACGAGGAAGAAGAGCUUUAGCAGAAGCAGCCAGACAAGCAAUGAUCAAUGGUUGGAUCGCAUCAGUAAGCGGAGCAGCCGAGAUUGUAUGGUCGGGGACAUUCCAAAGAGUUGCACGGUGAGCAGCACACCCAGCAUGAGAGGCACUAUCUGCUAUGUUGCCCCUGAGUAUGGUGGAGGAGGGCCUCUGUCGGAAAAGUGUGACAUUUAUAGCUUUGGUGUGCUUCUAUUAGUUAUCGUCUCUGGCCGGCGGCCACUGCAGGUCACCGCAUCUCCCAUGUCGGAGUUCGAACGAGCUAAUCUCAUCUCUUGGGCAAGGCAGCUUGCUCAUGUUGGGAGGCUCCUUGAUCUCAUCGAUCCCUCUUUGCAAGCGGUUGACAGGGAGCAAGCGCUUCUAUGCAUAACUGUAGCCCUCCUUUGCAUUCAGAGGUUGCCUUCUCGCCGUCCAUCCAUUAAGGAGAUUGUAGAGAUGCUUACAGGACAGUCUGAGCUCCCACAUCUUCCUCUAGAGUUUUCUCCAUCGCCGCCUGGUGGGUUUCCAUUCAAGUCUAAAAGAAAGGCCCCUCAGUGAGUUCAAUCUUUUCCAGUAAGCUUUAGGAAAUGUAAUGCUGGUAGUUGUUGUACAUUCAUCAUUUUUGCUAUCAAUAUCUAAGAAUUAGAAAAGAGGAAAUAGCAGAGUGUUUUUAACUUCAAGUUCGCUAGAAUGACAUAAACAUUUAAAAUGAACUAUGAGGAAUGCUGAAGGAACAUGUAUGUCUUCUUUAUGCAUGGGUUCUUAUCAGUAAAGCAAUUGAAAAUUGAGAAUAAUUCAGAAGA
Molecule: messenger RNA, 2706 nt
Organism: Dendrobium catenatum
Lineage: Eukaryota; Viridiplantae; Streptophyta; Magnoliopsida; Asparagales; Orchidaceae
Product: receptor-like serine/threonine-protein kinase At2g45590
Exons: 1
Coding region: 218-2461 (747 amino acids)
Biological process (GO): protein phosphorylation
Molecular function (GO): ATP binding; protein kinase activity
Source: RefSeq, a predicted model, not a curated record